Molecule: messenger RNA, 1507 nt
Organism: Drosophila ficusphila
Lineage: Eukaryota; Metazoa; Arthropoda; Insecta; Diptera; Drosophilidae
Gene: HDAC11
Product: histone deacetylase 11
Exons: 2
Coding region: 301-1218 (305 amino acids)
Molecular function (GO): histone deacetylase activity
Source: RefSeq, a predicted model, not a curated record
GUGGAUUUGUUGUUUAAUUGGAAAGCUUGCCCCAAAUGAAGAGCUUUCGCCGGCAGACAGCUGAUGGCGCCAUCAACCCCCAUUCCCAAACAUCCGGAAUUGCAUUUUCUCGCUGCGUAGCCGAAAUCAACUGGUGUCGCACGGAUGUAAGCCACUCGUUCGGGUUUAUAUUUCAAAAUAUAAUGAAGCGCUUGACGGAGCGAGUGCACCACGAGGAGAUCGACUCCGAGGAGGUGGUCUGGGUGAAGCGGGAGGACGCCAGAUCCGCCAGCAAGCUGCCCAUCGUCUACUCCAGGAAGUAUGCGGUGCGAUUCGCUGGCCUUGAACGCCUACACCCCUUCGAUGCGGCCAAGGGCAAGCACAUUCAGAAGGUCUCUCCUGUGUGCCGAGUUGCAGCUGGAUGGCGGCAGCUUCUACGAGCCGAAGGAGCUGACCAAGGAGCAGCUGCGGCGCAUCCACACCAGGGACUACCUGAAGUCGCUCGAGUGGAGCAUGAGCGUGGCCUGCAUCGCGGAGGUUCCUCUGAUGGCCUUCGUCCCGAAUCGCUACAUCCAGCGGUCCUACUUGCGUCCCAUGCGCUUCCAGGCAGCCGGCUCCAUUCUGGCGGGGAAGCUGGCCCUGGACUACGGCUGGGCCAUAAACCUGGGCGGCGGAUUCCACCACUGCUGCUCGUACAGGGGCGGCGGCUUCUGUCCCUAUGCGGACAUAUCGCUGCUCAUCGUCCGGCUGUUCGAGCAGGAACCGUUCCGGGUGCGCCGCAUCAUGAUUGUGGAUCUGGACGCUCAUCAGGGAAACGGACACGAGCGGGAUUUCGGAAACGUUGCAGCUGUCUUCAUACUGGACAUGUACAAUGCCUUUGUCUAUCCAAAGGACCAUGUGGCCAAGGAGGGCAUCCGCUGUGCCGUGGAGCUGCGCAACCACACCGAGGAUGCCUACUAUUUGAGGCAGCUAACUCGCUGCCUGAUGCAAUCCCUGGCCGAAUUCCGUCCCGAUGUGGUCAUCUACAACGCGGGCACCGAUGUGCUCGAGGGGGAUCCCCUGGGCAACCUUGCCAUUACGGCGGAGGGCGUCAUGGAACGCGACCGACUGGUCUUCAGCACAUUCCGCUCGCUGGGCAUUCCGGUGGUGAUGUUGCUGAGCGGAGGCUACUUAAAGGCUUCCGCCGGGGUCAUCACCGAUUCCAUUGUUAAUCUCCGGCAAAGGGGAUUGCUAGACUAAAGGAAUUAAGGUAUUUGAGACUUAGCAAAAGAAGUACCACAAAACGUAGCUAAAAUUUUGGAUAAGGAUCUAGUCAAUUCGCUCCGUUUUUCCAAUUUUUAUAAAAGUGAACAGUAUUUGUACAUCCCCAACCUGAAUCGUCGGGAUAUUUGCUGAAGGACUUGUGAAACCAAGAGCUGUGAAAGAAUAUAAGAAACCUGAUUGCUUAGAGAAUUACCCGACUAAAAUCUUCCGAUAAUAUUACAAUGCUUUACACCUUAUCAAAAUUUAUUAAACAUAUAUAAUUUAA